This is a messenger RNA of Danio aesculapii, 1180 nucleotides long. It is a transcript of the gene aasdhppt, whose product is annotated as aminoadipate-semialdehyde dehydrogenase-phosphopantetheinyl transferase. Gene Ontology annotation, molecular function: holo-[acyl-carrier-protein] synthase activity; magnesium ion binding. The transcript has 6 exons. The coding region runs from base 205 to 1086 and encodes 293 amino acids. Gene Ontology annotation, cellular component: cytosol. NCBI's taxonomy places the organism in Eukaryota, Metazoa, Chordata, Actinopteri, Cypriniformes, Danionidae. The record is from RefSeq and is a predicted model, not a curated record.
UGCGUGUGUGGUUUAAAAACACAUGUGCAGCUGCUGGCGUAACCAGAGAAGCAAAACACAUUAUACUUACUGCAUAAGACGACAUAAUGUUAAUAAUUAAUAAUAACGAGUACUUAUUAUCAUAAUCGCAUAUUAUAAUGUAUUAACAGCUAUUAGUCGCAGUGUUUUAGGAGUUUAGCAAUAGUUGUCAUUUAGAGUUGUGUGAUGGAAGGGGUCCGGUGGGCGUUCCGCUGCGGUUCGUGGGUUCCGAGCCGUUCCGAGUGGACCCUCGCUGCCCGGUGUGUCCAGCAGGAGGAAAAACAGCGAAUCGGACAAUUCGUGUUCGCUAAAGAUGCCAAAUCCGCUAUGGCUGGACGUCUGCUCAUCAGAAAGCUGGUUUGUGAGAAGAUGGGUUUUGCAUGGGACGGGUUUCGACUGGAACGAACAGAACGGGGUAAACCGUACCUGCCACAGACCUCGUCUGCCCCUAGCUGGAGCUUCAACGUUUCCCAUCAGGGAGAUUACGCCAUUCUGGCAGCAGAAGCAGGACGUCAGGUGGGCACAGAUGUGAUGAAGACCAGCAGACCAGGCAGCAGCUCCGUGCAGGAGUUUUUCCGUAUCAUGAAUCGUCAGUUUACAGAGAUGGAGUGGACGAACAUCCGGAUGGCGGGAUCAGACUGGGACCAACUGCACAUGUUUUAUAGACACUGGGCAUUAAAGGAGAGCUUCAUUAAAGCGAUUGGCACAGGAUUGGGCUUUGAUCUGCAGAGGGCGGAGUUUCACAUCUCACCCAAUCAGAUGAGAGAGGGGCAGGUGUACCGGCAGACACGCAUGUACCUGGACAAUGAAGAAGAGGAGGACUGGACAUUUGAGGAGAGUUUAUUGGACAAAGAUCAUCAUGUCGCUGUGGCACUGGGAAAACCAGAUAUCAGCAUGUCUCAGGAGGAUGGUGGAAGUUCUCGUGAGGCUCCGCCUCCUGCAUUUACAGUAUUGAGUUUCGGUGAUCUGGUGUCACAAGCCACGCCCCUACUAGAUGAAGACCCCGCCUACUGGGAGGAGUUUCAGAGGAAAAAGGAAGCACCUUCAAGGCAAAGUGAACAGCAAUGACUCUUGGAUGCAAAAUUGUAAAUAAUUACUUUUCUUUUGUGGCCAUUUAUAUUCUGUGCUCUCGUUUGAAUAAUAAAGUGUACAUUUUGUAUCA